AUGAUCCGUCCGUGCCGUAGCGCGACGUUCAACCGCUCUUCAGUCAAAAUCACAGAAGUGGUUGCGCCAGCUUGUCGUGGAGACGCGCUGACGUACAGGGUGGGCUAUCCGGAUGCAGGUCGGGGGGCGAUCGCUGCAAUGCAACUCGGAAUGUGGCAGCCGAGUUGGCGGGGCACGGGUCGUGGCGGGGCAAAUUCGGUUUCUCGAAGCCGCGCAGGUGUGGUGUGGCACGCGAGGCUCAAUCGACGAGAUGCGACGGCAAAAAAACACGCGCUGCCACGCCUCGCCGCCGCCCGUCGGCCGCGCCGGGAGCGCGAAUCCAGCGCUGAGCUCACUGGAGCGUCAUCCAUGGGUGGAAAUAGCCCGGCUCAGCUGGAGGGGCACCCGAGGGGCACGCACGGCACAACAGCGAGACGCAAGGCCCUGCGGCUCACGGCGACUGGGAGGGAGACUGGGGCUCAGCUGACGUACCUGGACCGGGCAAGCAAAGCAACCUGUGCGUGCAGUGCUUGUUGGAUCUUGAAGCUGCGCAACAACAGGCGAGAUGAGGGCAGGGGAGUGCAGCAGCAACAGCUGGCUUGGCGUAGCAGAUGCAAUGUAAUGAUGCGAACAAACACCAAUUGA
Molecule: messenger RNA, 624 nt
Organism: Purpureocillium lilacinum
Lineage: Eukaryota; Fungi; Ascomycota; Sordariomycetes; Hypocreales; Ophiocordycipitaceae
Source: RefSeq, a predicted model, not a curated record